AGAAGCGAACACAAGACAACCAAAAACUCGCUGCUGACCACACGGCACCACAUCUUCAACUCUCUGUCUCUCUUUCACUCUACCUAUUUUUUUAUUUUCAUUUGUUUUCUCUCUCUUCAAUUGGCGGUGAUUGGGCGCUGCGCCGCCGGCUGCGUGGGCCGGUGGCAUGGACGGCGGAGAGGUGGCGGGAGGUGCUUCCCCGUCUUCGGCGGAAUCGAGCUUCCGCGAACUGGACGAUGUGUUCUUGCAGACUCAAACAAGAAUAUGGCUUGGAGAAGUCCUGCUGACAAGACUAGACGAGCAUCUGAAUAUUUCUGAUUUACUCGCUGAUGGGGAACUGCUGUUUGAAGUGUCUAAAGUUGUAUGGAAAAUGCUGUUGACAAACUGUAUGGAGAUAAAACAUCUGAAAGCAUAUAAGGCAGUUUCAUCUAGGAAGAGCAGUGGGAGGUAUAGGCCUUACUCUAAUGUCGAUUCCUUUUUGAAGAUCAGCAAAAUUUUGGGGUUGACAGGCAUUGAUCUCUUCUCUCCAUCAGAUGUUGUUGAGAAAAGAAAUACUCGAAGAGUUUGUAUGUGCAUUCGUUCACUCUCAAAGAAAGCUAGGUCAAAAAAUUUAGAUGUUCCAGAUUUUGAUAUUGUUACUUACACAGUAGCCAUGCCCACAAAUAUGGUUGGAUGCAUCCGAAGAAGCUUGGAGCUGUCACAGUGCAGCUUUUCGAGUUCUGAUAGCUACAAUCAAUACAAGGAUCCAAAAAUGACAUGCAGGAAGAAAAACUCAGUUGCAGCUGGUGCCAGGAAUUACGAUACAUAUUCCCAGGAGUCUGACAUAGAAAGCAAUUAUACGGGAUUUCAAUCUCACAGCCCAUCCAUGAACUGUGCUUCUGAUUCUGCAUUGCUGAUCAACUUGGAUUUAGAAAAUUCACCAGAAGUAUCUUCAGUCGUCAAAAGUUACACUUCUGUACAAAAUGAAUUUCAAUUGGAAAUUCAAGAUCAAGAGAAAGAUGAAUAUACACAAUGUCAAUGUGAAUCACGAUGUUUAGAUGAACCAGUGGGAUCUCUUUGCUCACAUUGUGUGAAGAAGGAUCAUCUAGCAGAUAGCAUCUCAUUCCCAUCAUGGGUUGAUUCUGAAAUCAAGUUAAGGACCAGGAGUAGUUUACAUAUAAAUAGAGGAGUAAGACAUGAUCGCCAAAUUGACAUGCUGGACCUUAUUCAAAUUGAUCUUUAUUUGGGAAAUGGUGCUUCCACAGUGGGAGAUUCUACAGAUGGCAGCUCAUUGGAAAAAGGUCAUGCUUCCAAUGAUUUAGCGAUUCCUGAUUUAAUUGACCAUGGGACUGAUGAUGGUGGCCAUGUUUUGUUUGAUGGAGAUGAUGAUAUACUAAAAUUGGAAAUGAGUAGUGAUUCUUGUGGAUCAAACUCACCAGGACAGACUUCUGUAAAUGGAUUUGGAAGGAUACACUCUGAUAAUCUUGAAGAUGCAGAAGAAGUAUCCUCCAUGGCAAGCCUGGGCUCUGUGACAGGUAGGGUGCGGCACUUGGAUUUUGAAGAUCAAUUAGAUGAAGAAGAUGAUUUGAGAACAGUUAAAGUCCUGUUUCCUGAAUUGCAGAGUCAGAAGGAUGACUUGGUGAAUAGGAGUUGUUUGAUAGGAGUACGUAAAUCUCAGGACAUGCUCAGACAUGAAAAAAUAAUUCAUAGUUCAACAUUGGGAUAUCCAGAUCAAAUCAGAGAUCUCUCAGACAAUGGAAAGAUGACUAUUGGUGGAACCAUGACAGAAUCAGAUCCUGGUAUUAAAGAGCACUCAAAUGAACUUCUUCAAGCAGCUUAUUUUGAUAGAGUAUGUGAAGAUUCAAAUGCCUCAUCCGAUAUUAUAGCAUCUCAAGAUGGUGAAAAAUGGAACAAACUUAGCCACACAGAUUGCAGUGUUGGUUUCAAGCACUGCCAAUGUCCACAUAUACUGGACAUGAUUGAAGUGGAUAACCAUGUACAACCAUAUGAAUCCACAUUAGAAAAGUAUCUCUGCUUAACAUCUGGAAGUUCACAAAAUGUUGGUAAAACAGGUCAAGAAGUGUGUACAGAUCCCAAAAACUGUAUUCCUUGUGCAGAGAAUAUGGGUAAAGCGAGCGGCCAGGAUGAAAGGAAACACGAAAAGAUGGAUGUAAGUGCAGCUGAAAUUUCAGAUAGGAAGGAGGAUAUAUCCACUGGAAUACCGCACCACAAGCCCCAGAAAAGGCCACGGCUGAAAUCAUUGGUGAUAGGGACAGCAGUUUUUGGUGCAGUGCUUGUGUUGCUUCAUCUAAGGAGGAGAAGCAGCAGAGAUGAAACAGGGGAACCAAGUAUCCGACCUAGACAGACUCAGAAGGUAAAAUGUAUGGAGUUGUCAUCACAAAAAAGACAGAAGGGAGGUAAUGUAGAUGGGGUUUAUCCAGCUGAAAAACUUAGAUUUUCAGAGUAACAUAGAUUCAUACACAUCAUAGGGCUAGUUAGUCAGUAGAAAACAUGUUCAUCUACUCAGGAAGAGGGCCAAACACUGAAGAUUCAGCUAGAAGUGGUAGAUAUGUUCAUGAGUCACAUUUCAGAAAUGAAAUAUGAGUGUUCAGUGGGCUGAGGCUUUGGGGGAGACCCUGUCUCCAAAAUUUUCUUCUUAUCUUCCAUGUUCAAGAGUACUAUCAUACUAUUAUUAUCAAUCAUGUUAAUGAAAAUUGACAUCAUCGAUAUUUAUCCGGUC
Molecule: messenger RNA, 2719 nt
Organism: Vitis riparia (riverbank grape)
Lineage: Eukaryota; Viridiplantae; Streptophyta; Magnoliopsida; Vitales; Vitaceae
Exons: 9
Coding region: 167-2446 (759 amino acids)
Biological process (GO): actin crosslink formation
Cellular component (GO): actin filament
Molecular function (GO): actin filament binding; cytoskeletal adaptor activity
Source: RefSeq, a predicted model, not a curated record